Molecule: messenger RNA, 5076 nt
Organism: Nylanderia fulva
Lineage: Eukaryota; Metazoa; Arthropoda; Insecta; Hymenoptera; Formicidae
Source: RefSeq, a predicted model, not a curated record
AUGCCUUUCAAGAAAUUCAGACCAAAGUUCUCUAUUUACCAAGUUUGCGUAACUAUCCUCGAGGCAAAACACUUGCCACAAAAUGCGAAUCCACUGGUUGUCGUUAAAGUCGGGAAUCGCAAGAGAAGGACGGUGGUACGCGAGAAGACUGAUAAUCCUAUUUAUAACGAGUACUUCGUAUUCGACUUCACGUGUAGUCUGGACAAUCUGCUAAGUAUGGGAAUCACGAUAGCAGUGUACCUGCGAAACUUUCUUCGGCGACUAAAGUUUCACGGAAACAUUUCUUUUGAGGUUGCCACAGUAUGGGAACAGCCAGAUCGACAAUAUUUUCAUAAAUGGGCUGUGCUGACGGAUCCGAAAGAUCCAUCGGCGAGGCCGAAAGGCUACGUAAAAUGCAAUAUCACAGUGAACGCUAAGGGUGAGAAAGUAAAGGUGCAUCCAGAAACGGAGGGUGAAGAUGACAUCGAAGGGAAUUUAUUGCUGCCUAUCGGGGGCGAAAGGCUGUCCUUCAGGCAACGCUUGCGUUACAUUUUCAUCGUUUAUCGCGCCGACGGAUUACCAGACAUGAGCAGCUUGUGCAGAAAAAGCGAUUUCGAGAACAUUAAUCCCUACGUGCAAAUAUCGUUCGCCGGAAUGAAAGGAUCGACCAGCGAAGAGUGGCAAAUCUAUUCUCCGAAGUUCCAGGAAGGUAUCAUUUUCAAGGAAAUGUUUCCUGUUCUUUGUCACCGUGUACGAAUCACUAUAAAACACCGUAUCGACAGUUGUCGGACGUGCAUCGUAGCGGUUCAUAUCCUGGACAUGACAAAGAUCUCGAAUUCCGGAGAGUACGGAUUCUUGCCGACAUAUGGACCGUCUUUUAUCCACUUUUACGGGUCCGACUCAGUGGAGAAGAACGGUUGUUCGGGUAGAUGCUUGACGGCAAUGCCUUUGUAUCGCGGAAGAGUACUUCUGUCGUUGAAAACUGAAAUGGAUGACCCAGAAGCGUCCCCGGGAAUCGGGGUUGAGACACUUUCGGCAUUUCCCAUUACCGAGAAAAGCCUGUGGUCGACCGACGAAUAUCUCCUAGUUGGCGUGCUUUAUGAAGUGUGUAUGAUCGACCGUUCUCGAUUUGGAUCAAAACUGAUCAGCUUCGAAUUGAGUCUAGGAAACGCAGGCAAUCGGCAAUUCCCGCAUAGCCAAUGUGUCGAGAACAAUAACGACGGCCAACAAUCAGAGUUCUCGAAAGAUUUGUCAUCUCUUGUUUUUUACGAAUUAUUUGUCAAAUGAAACUUGUUACUGUCGAAGUCACGCGAAAGUCUCGGGAGGCCGCAUUUAGCGCUGAACGCUCGACAAAAAUAUACUCGUCGUCUCUGUCUAUUCUCGACUUUGGCAGAAAACGAGCUGCUAAAAAAGCGCCCGAACUUCGAGAGCCAAUCAGUUCCGCGAGCCACUGGCACCUUGGACGGCAAAUAUAAUUAUGUACCCUUGGGCUCUAGAAAGCCUUGUCUGUACGUGAGAUCUUGGUGGCCAAAUGUGGAAUGGCGAAUGAACAAUAGCAAUCAUCUCCGAUACAUCGCCGAGUCUCUGGAGGUAAGACUGGAGAAAUUGGAAACUUUAGUGGCUAUGCAGAAUCCGACAGCUUUCGAGGUUUACAACGAGACGAUCCGCAUGUUGAAAGCUCACUGCACACAUUAUGCAUACUUGUUGGACACCGACAAGUACGAAAGGAAAGGCGGAACUACCAGACUCGAUCGUCAUCGUAUAAGCUUGUGUCUCAAAAGCGUCGAGAACAUUCUCGAGAGAAUCAAAAUCAACGGCGAACUUCCCAACAACAAUUACAUUAGAAUCGCGAUGAUUCACGCGUAUCAAUAUUUGAGAAAAUUGCGAGACCUGAGCGAAGACCACAGUCUGCCGGACGUCUUUGUCUGGAUGAUUGCCGGUUCUAAACGAGUCGCUUACUCGCGACUAUCCGCGGAGCAGAUUCUUCAUUCCGAGGAGGCUGCCGAGACGGGCGCAAAGUGCGGUCGACGUGUCAGCCUGUUUCCCGGAAAUCCGGACGACGAGAACGAGUACAGCGCCUGUAAAGUCGACGGCUUUCUGUGGCUCGGCAACGCGAAGUACGUCGCCGCGUGUUGGAGCGCGAUUCCACCGGGAUACGAGAUCGAUCACGGCGCGAACGUCAAUACCUUCCCGAAGUAUAUCGAGUACAAUCGGUCCUCGACGUUCCAGUUGCGAGCUUAUAUAUUUCAAGGUCGCUUCGAGCCUGGAAUGGACGCUUCCGGCUUGAUGGACUCCUUUGUACGCGUCACGUUUCAGGGAUACACGUCUUCCACGCAAGUGAUAAGACAAAGUUUAGAUCCAUUCUGGGAUCAGAUGUUAAUUUUUCCCCCAGUUAUUUUGCAUGGAACUACAGAAUACAUAAAAUCGGCACCACCUGAAAUUGUUCUUCAAGUUUUCGAUGAGGAUUUGUUCGGCACGAAGGAGUUCUGCGGCAAAUGUAUCGCGGUGCCAUUAGUAAAACUCUCGUUGGAAACUUACUCGCCACCCGAUUUCCCACCGAAAUUAGAGUGGUACAAAUUUCAGUCGCAAAAAGAUUGCACCGGUUCGGUCCUCGCCGCUUUCGAGUUGAUAGAAACGGAGAACAAGGAGAUUUCGGAUGUGAAUACGCAGCCGGAGGAUAAGAUUUAUAGGAUCCCACCGGAUAUCAGGCCGAAAAUGGCAAGCUACAGACUCGAGGUGAUCUUUUGGGGUGUCCGCGACAUGAGGAAGAUAAAGUGUAUGCCGGUACGCAGACCUAGAAUUAUAGUCGAGUGCGCCGGAAUUCACGUCAAGUCGGAAGUGAUGAAGAACGCGAAGAGAUUCAGCAACUUUGAGGAACCGCAUAUUAUGAUCGAGCUGGAAUUGCCGGAGCUCGAUAUUUACUAUCCGAGUAUUACUAUAAAGGUUUACGAUUCCCGCGCAUUCGGCUAUUUCAAAUAUGCAGGGAUCUGUAUUAUCCCCAACAUUCGUGUAUUCCUGGAGCAAUUAAUAACUGUGGAGGAUUACGACGCGCAAAUAUACGAGUCGAAAUUCAUGCAAAAAUUCCGACUAGCGAAACAACAGACGGCGAUAGUGUUACCCUUACCCAUCGAUUAUAGUCCUUUAAAAGAAGAGACCAAGGGUCUCAUUGCAUAUAAGAGAAUGGCUGGAAUGGACGUCUAUUCCAAGUUGAAGAGGCUAUUUGUAAUUAUAAAGAGGAUAUUGAAAUUCAAGUUCUUUACCAAGAGAAAAAAGGUGGAAAUUUACGGAGACAGCGAUGACGAGACUCUCGAUUGGUGGAGUAAAUAUUUUGCUUCUCUUCAGAUCUAUCCCACGGAACUAGAGAUGCAGCCGCAAUUCGAGGGGUUCCAGGAUCGUCUAAGCACUUUCGAGUUGUGGCGCGGAAGAAGGAGCGAGAAUCACUACCUGACUGAAGAUAAUUACGUUGGCAAAUUCAAGGGACAUAUUUCUAUAUACCGAUGGCCGCAUCCUGACAAUCUUCCGUGCAAAACGAGAAACGGAAGAGACGCGGCUAAUGGUCUGUGCAACGAUUAUCCGCCUCAAGGGCCUGUUAAGCUGCUCGUUAGACUCUACGUCGUAAAGGGAAUCAACUUACAGCCUAAGGAUCCCCUCAGCGGCAAGUCCGACCCGUAUCUCUGCGUGAAGCUGGGAAAAAAUUCCAUCAGCGACAGGAAGAAUUAUAUACCCAAUCAAUUGAACCCUACAUUUGGCCGCGUGUUCGAGUUCGAGGCAAGCUUUCCUCAGGAUUAUUUGCUGGAGAUCCAAGUGUGGGACUUUGACGCCACGACAGCCGACGAUCUGAUUGGCGAGACGCGAAUCGAUAUCGAAAAUCGAUUUUACAGCAGGCAUCGGGCCCAUUGUGGAAUCGCGAAUGUUUACAGCACCGCCGGUUACAAUGUCUGGAGGGAUCGCGAGAGACCGACGCAGAUUUUGGAGCUUCUCUGCAGAAGAAACAAUCUACCGUCACCGGAAUACGGCGAACGGGAAGUUAAAAUCGGCAUAAAGACAUUUCCCUUUCACGCCGUGAUCGAACGCAAAGAAGAGAUUGACAGAGAAGAAUGCAUGGCUCUGAACGUACUUCACUCUUGGCAAGAUUUUCCUAUCUGCGGAUGCGCUUUAGUGCCGGAACACGUCGAGAGACGGCCGCUUUUCAACGCAAAGAGGCCCGGUCUCGAACAGGGCAAACUCGAAAUGUGGAUCGAUAUGUUUCGCAUCGGACAAUUGCCGCCAAAACCGGCGGUCAGCAUCGCACCUCCGACACCGGAGGAAUAUGAAAUUCGCGUGAUCAUUUGGAAUACCGAGGACGUGCCGCUGGUCGAAAGCCAAUUUCUCACCGGGGAGAAAUGCUCCGACAUUUACGUCAAGGGAUGGAUUUUGUACGAGGAUUAUCAGAGAACGGAUAUUCAUUAUAAUUCUCUAACCGGCGAGGGUAACUUUAAUUGGAGAUUCGUGUUUCGUGUCACAUAUUCAAAGGGCGAGAAUGUCAUGAUAGUUCGUAGAAGAAUGUCGGUCUUUGCUAGAAACGAGACCGAGGAUAAGUUGCCUUGUAAGCUUCAUUUGCAAGUCUGGGACAGCGAUCAUUUUUCUUCGGACGACUUUCUAGGAGAGUUGACGCUCGACUUGUCCAGAAUGCCGCGAGGCAGCUCAAACUCCAAAAACUGUACGAUGAAAUUACUUGAACCGCAAUUACCAACCAUGAAUUUAUUCAAAGUUAUGCGAACUAAAGCAUGGUGGCCAUUCGCUCGCAGUAUCAACAGCGGAAAAUAUAUUCAAGCGGGGAAAGUUGAGCUGGAAAUAUCUAUUUUGCGAGCAAUGGAUGCGGAUAAUCAACAGGCAGGCAAAGGAAGAGAUCCGCCUCAGAAUCUUCCGUCUCCAAGGCGACCUGACACCUCUUUCUCUUGGUUUCGGAAUCCAUGGAGAGCAUGCUGCUUCGUCGUUUGUCGGUAUUAUAAAUGGCGAAUAGUAUGCUGCUUUGUAUGCACGCUACUCGUGCUUUUAGUAGCAUGUGGGAUUUAUGCUUUCCCUGGAUAUUUUGUUAAGCGUCUUUUAGGCGCUUAA